CUUGCUUGCCUUUAGAGAGGCGUGAUGUCCUGGUCCUGCUCCGCAUGCACUUACAACAACACGAAGGGCAGCCAGUGUGAGAUGUGCGGCACUCCGCGGCAGGCCGUGCCUCAAGCCGUCCCGCAGGCCGUGCCCGUGCAGCCGGAGCAGGCUGCGAUGCAGAGAAUGAUCGUGACCGUGCCUUCGGGCGUCGGCGGAGGGCAGCCACUGCAGGUGCAGACUCCGUCCGGGCUGAUGCAGGUGACGGUGCCUUCGGGCCUGGCGGCGGGGCAGCAGUUUGAGAUGCUCGUGCCGAGCCCGCCGCCGGUCGCGACGCCGGCGCCGGUCGCUGUUGCCCAGCCUGCGGUCCCGCAGGUGGCUAUGGCCCAAGCGGCCCCGCCGCCGCAAUACGCACCGCCGUCACAGCAGCAGUAUGCGCCACCGCAGCAGCGGGUCGUGCACCACCACCACCAUGCGCAGCCGCAGCCGCACGUGGUGCACCAGGCGCCGCCCAUCUACGGCGGCUACGGCGGCUACGGCGGCUACGGCGGCUACGGCGGCUACGGCGGCUUUUACGGCGGUGGCUUUUACGGCGGUGGGUUUGGCGGAGGCGGCUUCACUUCGGGCCUCGUCGGCGGAAUGCUCCUUGGCAGCGCCCUCGACGGCUGCGACGGCGGGUUCGAUGGCGGGUUCGAUGGCGGGUUCGAUGGCGGGUGCGACGGCGGCUUCGACUAGCCCCGCCGGGAGGGGAGCACACUCACCUGCACAGAAUACUGAAUGCAUACGCCAGCAACAGCUUGCGUGUGUGCGCAUCUCGCGUGUCAAUUUGUGAUGCCUUGUAUCUCUCAGACCCGGAAGAGUUUUCGCGCGGUAGUUCUACCAACGGCUUACGCGUAAUCCACGCGCGGGGCUAUGUGAAUAUGUUCUUUGUCAGGCCGGGCCCGACCCGACCCUUCGCCUUCCGCGGUGGGGUACGGAGCGUCUUUAUGACAUGGUCUCAAGUUUGCGA
Messenger RNA from Emiliania huxleyi CCMP1516, 988 nucleotides. RefSeq lists its product as hypothetical. NCBI's taxonomy places the organism in Eukaryota, Haptophyta, Isochrysidales, Noelaerhabdaceae. Bases 25 to 714 code for a protein of 229 amino acids. The transcript has a single exon. The record is from RefSeq and is a predicted model, not a curated record.